Molecule: messenger RNA, 3921 nt
Organism: Sclerotinia sclerotiorum 1980 UF-70
Lineage: Eukaryota; Fungi; Ascomycota; Leotiomycetes; Helotiales; Sclerotiniaceae
Exons: 3
Coding region: 1-3921 (1306 amino acids)
Source: RefSeq, a predicted model, not a curated record
AUGGCAACUGAAGCCACUUCUGAGAACUUCGCGACGCCAUCUAUAACUCCUGAUCAUGAGCUGAACACUACUGAAACCAAGAGUCAAGAUGUCCCCUCCGAACAAACUCCCUCUAUAGAUGGAACCACUACCGACAAAGAUGGAAGUAAACAAUAUCCGGAUCUUCUCGAACCCAACAAUAUCUCGGCGGAGGUCAGUAUUAAUGGAGGAUCAGAUACUGAAGCUACGAAAGCGGAAACCUCGAAAAUUGGUGACGAAAAAGGUGGUCAUGGUCGGUCGACCUCGGCCGUCAAAAAACCAGUCCCUUCUUUCAAGGCAGUUUCAGUAAAUAAGACAUUUUUGGCAUCGAAAGCUUCCACCGCUGUGGCACCAACGAAGGUCGGAGAAAAAGGUGCGACAGUGUCUACUACCGCGCCAACAACUUUGACAACUUCAACAUCAACUACACCGAAACCUAGGUUAGUCGCAAAAUCAGGUACUGGUCUUCGUGACUCAACACCACGAGCUUCAACUACGGCGAAUGGCGGAAAACCUGGUGGUGCCCCUGAUGCGAGCGCCGUGUGGAACAAAAACAGACCUGCGGCACCGCCAGAGCCAAAACGAUUUACGGACGAAGAACUCAAGCAACGUUAUGGUAUUCAUUUAGCGACUAGAUUACAAGCCGACGACCCUGGCAAACAAGCAAAUUGGGCAGAUAUCGAUGAUGACGAUGAUGAUUGGGCACCUGAAUCAAUUGAGUGGACUGAUGGGACGAAAAUUACUCUACCACAUGCCGAUGAUGCACCUCCUCCACCCCCCGAACCUGUGCCAGAGCCUGCGCCGGUUGCAAAAGAAAUCAAAAAAGUAGAGCCCGUGCCAAAACCAUCUAAGUCACCGGCACCUCAAGUGAUAGCUGCUCCCGCUCCUCGACUAGGGUCCGGAAAAGCUGGUUUGAUUCUCAAGGGUGCUCCUGAAAAGCCUACCCUCGUAGCAAAACCACCUGGACCUCCGACACCUGUAAAAUCUCCAUGGGCUCAGCUUCCGCCAGUUGAAAAAGUGGCUCCUGUCGCAAUUGAUGUUCCACAACAACCUCCGCAACAACCUCAACAAAGUCGAUUUAAUCAACGAGACCCUCAUGGAUUUUCUGGUAUGCCACAAGCCGCGAAAGAAAUUGCUGCGGAUGAUUUCAGUCGAACUUGGAGAGAUGGAAAUGCAAAUGCUAGCAGGGAGCUCUAUAAUUCUCAAUCUGGUAGAUAUGAACCGGUUAAUGAGGCUCGACGUGGGGUAUCUAGAUCAGAUGGACAAUCUCGUGGCCCCGCAGUUCUUCAACGACCACCGCAUCAAGACAUACCUGCAGAACCAUCUGCUGCUUUCCAAACUCACCAUACUAGCGCGCAACAAGGAAAUUAUGGACGCCGUCGCACUUCGUCUAAUGUUAGUGGGGGAAGUGGAAAUUUUGCUAGACGUAUGAGUCGUGGUCAUGAUAUGCCACCACCGAACGAUAUGUUGAAUGCACGCAGAGGCUCUUUAGCAGCUGUAAGUGAUGCACCCUCUUCACCUCGAAAUUUCUCUCCAUCUGGUCAAAGUUUUUCAAAUCAACAACAUCAGCAACGAGGUUAUCAAAAUCAAAACCAGCCAUGGCAAUCCAGAGCAUCGCCAGUUGUCAGUCAUCCAUCUCCUCAUUCUGCUUAUGGACAACUUGCUCCAGGACCGAGUGAUAUGCACAUGCAUGGUCAGGCCCCACCACAAGGUCCACCAAUGGGUUCGGCACCGAAAGAAGAUGUUCUUGAAGAACAAAAGAAUAUCAUGAGACGAACACGUGAACUCGCUAUUAAGAGAAGACAAGAGGCAGAAGCAAAAGAAGAGGCCGAGAGAAAGGAGCGUAUUCGUAUUAAGCUUGAAGCCAUGGGCCCACCUCCAGAAAAGAAGAAGGUUAAGGACGAGAUGGCCAAAGAAGACAAUGUCCCUACAUCAAUUCAAGCCCGUGAAGUCAAUCCUAUUCCUCCUACCAAAUCGGCGGAAACAUCCAAUGAUGCACAUGCACCAAAAUCAGAAGUCAUAAAUGAAAAUAUCAAUGCAAGGCACAUUGAAGGAAAUGUUCCUGGCCCUGAGUUGCGAUCAAAUGGUGUCUACCAACCCAAUGCUCCAGUGCCUUCACAGCAAGUUGUGCCUGAUAAUCGAAAUUCACAGUCAUGGCAGAGAAAUUCAUCUUCGAAUUAUCCUACCGAAAGAUUCACUUCAUGGUCGGCUGCGCCCCCACCACCACAAAAUUCAUCUUCAAGAAUUUGGGGACCUCCCACAAACGAGAAAACAAUUGGAAAUGGUACUUUCAAUCCAGAAUUGAACAGGCUUCCAGAGAUGUCCCGUCAAUCACUCUCAGAUAUGUCUCAUCCAUCUGCUCAUCCAGGACCAAUUGGACCACCAAAUGCAAACCGUGGUAAUGGUACUUAUCAGGCAAAUCGUGGUCGUGACCAAUAUAAUUCCAGACCACCUCCGAUUGGACCUCCAUCGGCGAAUAGAGCACCGCAACCACCAAGAUCAUAUGAAGAGGAGCAACGAAAAGCUCUGGCUAGAUCGGUUUGGGGUGGUGUAGCAGAAAGAAUUUCCCAAGAGGAUGUAAUUCUUCACCAACAACAUCAAGAGGAAAUGGAGCGCAAGCGUGAAAUGGAGGCAGCCGGUAUUGUGGAGGAACUUCAUCAGCCUGUCUACGAAGAUACCUGGAAGCAAGUUACAUUGAACGAGGACGGAACAAGAAGCAAGACAAAGAAUAUUUCUACUGCUUUAGUUGAUGGAAGGCCGUCAACGUCCUCGGUUUUGGCAGAAAAUACUUCUCGUGGAAAUGCUCGACCACAAUACAACGACAGCAAUGCAUGGCCAUCAGGUGUAGAAGGAAACGCAUCACACCGAGAGUCGAAAUUCUUCCCAAAUCAUAACCGCGAUGUUCGUCUUGAGGAGAUGAAUGGCCAUGGUUUUGAACGAUCAUCAUCGCCAUCCCCACCUCCACCUACCAUGGCUGGUCAUCCGGCUUAUGAUAGCGAGUUCGCACGUCCACAUGUUGCUUUACCACCACCAUUGCCCGUGGUUAGAUUGCCGCCUCCAACUAUCGUUCAACCAAUUGCUCCUCCUCGACCAACGUCCUUUGCAGCUGCAGCCGCAGCUCCAGCUGUUCCUGCAAUCAGUCAAAUUCCUGGGUUAGCAGCUCGUCAAGGGCUUGUGCGAACUGGGUCAACUACUUAUGAUAUUCGUAGAGGUCCCGCUCCAUCAACUCAAACAGGGGAAUGGAAGGAAAAGAUUGAUCAGUUGUUCGGCAAGAAAUCCCCACCAAGAACUCAUGCACUUGCUGUCGAUUCUUCUAGCAGACGUGCAUUUGAUCAUUCAUCAGAGUCGCAAGCUUCUGCUACUGUUUCUCUCCCAGGCUCCAUCAAUGAGAACUCGAAUGAUGAAGAAUCAUUUGACACGAAACCAGCGGCAGAAGAAUGUUUUGAGGAACAAGAGAUGGGUUCAGUACCCGUUAUGAAAUUUCCACAAACGAUACCACCAAACGCCUUUCAACCUGCUGCAGCUCCUAAAAGCCUGCAUCGAAGAUUCCUCAUUUCUGAUGCCACAUCCGUUGAGCCAUUCCAGUUUCCAUUAGAGACCAGCAGUAAUUCCAAUCUUCUUGUCAUUAUGCUACCUGGCCAGGAAACAUCUAGGUCUGUUCCUCUUCCCACGUCUCGAAACAGAAGCAAUCCUAGACGUGGACGUGGUGGAUCACGACAACCCUCAUCAACUCAUCCAAGAGGCGGCCGUGGUGCAAGAGAUGCCAAUAAUGGCCCUGCAUCUGCUCCUCGUGAAACCCAAUCCCAAAAUUCAAGUAAUACUUCCGGCCGUGGUCGUGGUGGAAGAGGAUUUGGGAAUGGUACUAGCUGGAAUCGCCAUACCGCGACGCCAGUUCACACUUAA